CUGGUUCACCCUUCACUCAAAUUGGAACCACCAGCAUCAGAGGCGGUGGGUGAAAGGCGCUGUAGGCGGCGUUUGCUUUUUAAUUUUUUGUUUUCCAAAAGAAUCUUUCAGCACACCGCAGUCUGGAACGCGUGGAAAACACCUUGUAUAUUUUUUCUUUUCUUUUUUUUCUUCACUGGUCACCAAAGUGACUACAACAGAGAUUUGAAUGCAGUUUUAUUUUGUGGUACCAUGCUGGAAAUGAGCGACCAACAACAUUCAUGACGGUGUCCUAGUACAAGCCAGGCGCCUUGCAAGGCUUCCAAAGCCUUUCAUCGAAAGAUAUUUUUAUGUUUCUCAUACUGUUGCCUGAAAAGCUAACCUACCUCUGCUAGCCACUUGCUGUGGGUGCUGGAAAGGCGCAAAGAAUCUCAGCACACGGACCAUUCUAGAGAUUCGGAUGAGGUUUUUGAGUCCAGCGGUUGAAUUGUGUCAUUUUAUCCAGCGCCUUCUGCAUAUCAACAAGCACUGGCAGGUUGAAUUUCAGAGAUGUGGGCGAUAAGCUUGCUUUUCUUUGGAUUUGUACUCAGUCAGGGGGUCUUCGCUCCUGCAGGAGCAAUUGAUGGCCCAAAGACAUGCAACUCCAAGCAGUUUGUGUGCAAGGACCAGGUGACCUGCAUCUCCAAAGGGUGGCGGUGCGACGGCGAGAAGGACUGCCCAGAUGGUUCAGAUGAAGCACCCGAUAUCUGCCACCAUACCUAUGUGUCCCUGUGUCCCCCUAACGAGUUUGACUGCCGGGGUACGGACGUGUGUAUCCCCCUCAGCAAGCUGUGUGACGGGACGGCAGACUGCUCCGACGGCCGCGACGAGGGAGCACACUGCAGAGAGCUGAAGCCCAACUGUACGAGCCAUGGCUGCCAGUAUGAGUGUGCCGUCACCAUGGAGGGACCCGUCUGCUACUGCCGGAACGGCUACGAGGUGGCUGAGGAUGGCAAAACAUGCAAAGACUUCAACGAGUGUGCAGUGUACGGGACGUGUAGUCAGAACUGCACCAACCUGGACGGCUCCUACACCUGCAGCUGUGUGGAGGGCUACCUGGCCCAGCCAGACAACCGCUCCUGCAAGGCCAAAAAUGCACCAACGGAUCGGCCGCCCAUCCUACUGAUCGCCAACUCGCAGAGUAUCCAGGCGACGACCCUGAACCAGCAGCAGACGACCUUCUCGGUGACGACCAAGCAGACCAUGGCCAUGGACUUCCUGUAUGCGGAGGACACGGUAUGCUGGAUCCACAUGGGCGACGGGCCCGCCACCACGCUGCUCAAGUGCGGCAAGAUCCAGAACGUCAAGAGCUUCACCGACAUCCGGGUUGUCAACAUCUCACUCAGCCUGCACCAUGUGGAGCAGAUGGCUAUUGACUGGCUGACGGGUAACUUCUACUUCGUGGACGACAUGGACGACCGCAUCUUCGUCUGCAGUAAAGACGGCUCCACCUGCGUCACCCUGAUAGACCAGGAGCUGUACAACCCCAAAGCCAUCGCACUGGACCCCACCAUGGGCAAAGUGUUCUUCACGGACUACGGCCAGAUCCCCAAGGUGGAGCGCUGUGACAUGGACGGCCAGAACCGCACCAAGCUGGUGGACAGCAAGAUUGUCUUCCCCCACGGCAUCACGCUGGACCUGGUCAGCCGGCUGGUGUACUGGGCCGACGCCUACCUGGACUAUAUUGAAGUGGUGGACUACGAGGGCAAGAAAAGACACACCAUCAUACAGGGACUACAGGUCGAGCAUCUGUAUGGGCUGACGGUGUUUGAGAACUACCUGUACGCCACCAACUCGGUCAACGCCAACAUGCAGCCCAAGACCAGCGUCAUCCGGGUCAACCGCUUCAACCGCACCGACUUCUCGGUGACGACGCGGGUGGACAAGGGCGGAGCUCUGCACGUCUACCACCAGAGACGCCAGCCUCCAGUGCGGAGCCAUGCGUGUGCCCCUGACCAGCAUGGUAAACCUGGUGGCUGCUCUGACAUGUGCCUGCUGGGCAACAGCCACAAGACACGCACCUGCCGCUGCCGCUCGGGGUUCAGCCUGGGCAGCGACGGAAAGUCCUGCAAGAAGCCUGACCACGAGCUGUUCCUCGUAUACGGCAAAGGCAGGCCCGGCAUCAUCCGAGGCAUGGACUUGAACGCCAAGGUGCCAGACGAGUACAUGAUCCCCAUAGAGAACCUGAUGAACCCACGGGCGCUGGACUUCCACGCCGAGACCGAGUUCAUCUACUUUGCAGACGCCACCAACUACAUGAUCGGCCGACAGAAGAUCGACGGCACAGAUCGAGACACGAUCAUUAAACAAGGGAUCCAUACGGUGGAAGGCAUUGCGGUGGACUGGAUGGGUAAGAACCUGUACUGGACUGACGACGGCCCCAAGAAGACCAUCAACGUGGCCCGCUUGGAGAAGGCAUCGCAGACACGCAAGACCCUGAUCGAGGGCGGCAUGACUCACCCCAGAGCCAUUGUGGUGGACCCUUUGAAUGGGUGGAUGUACUGGACGGACUGGGUGGAGGAGCCGGCGGGCACCAACCGCGGCAGCAUCAAGCGGGCCUGGAUGGACGGCACCAACGUGGGCGUCUUCCUGACAGCCAAGACAGUGCUCUGGCCCAACGGCCUCACGCUGGACAUCCCCCAGGGGGUGCUGUACUGGGUGGACGCCUUCUACGACCGCAUCGAGAUGGUCCAAAUCAACACCACAGAGCGCACGACUGUGUAUGAAGGGCAUGAGUUGACCCACGCCUUUGGCCUGAGCCACUACAAGAACUUCCUGUUUUGGAAUGAGUACCGAGGUGGUGGCAUCUACAAGGUGGACAUCAACACCAAGAACGUCACACUCUUACGCAACGAGCGGCCGCCCAUCUACGAGAUCCGCACUUAUGACGCCCAGCAGCAACAAGGCUCCAAUAUGUGCCGUGUGAAUAACGGCGGCUGCAGCAGCUUGUGUCUGGCCACCCCCGACGGCAGGAGCUGUGGUUGCCCGGACGACCAGAUCCUCGACUCCCUCAAUGUCACAUGCCAAGCCAACCCAUCCUACCAGCCUCCUCCGCAGUGUCAGCCGGGGGAGUUUGCCUGUAAGAAUAACCGCUGCAUCCAGGAGCGCUGGAAGUGUGACGGGGACAACGACUGUCUGGACAACAGCGAUGAGUCCCUGGACCUCUGCCACCAGCACACCUGCCCCGCUGACCGCUUCAAGUGUGACAACAACCGCUGCAUCCCGCUGCGCUGGCUCUGUGACGGGGACAACGACUGCGGAAACGACGAGGACGAGUCAAACACCACAUGCUCAGCAGCUCGCACCUGCCCCCCUAACCAGUUUGCGUGUGCCAGUGGCCGCUGCAUCCCCCAGUCCUGGACCUGCGACCUGGACGACGACUGUGGCGAUCGCUCCGAUGAGCCGGCCUCCUGUGCCUAUCCCACCUGUUUCCCGCUCACCCAGUUCACCUGCAACAAUGGCCGCUGCAUCAACAUCAACUGGCGCUGUGACAACGACAAUGACUGUGGGGACAACAGUGACGAGGCGGGCUGUACCCACUCCUGUUCUGGGGUGCAGUUUAAGUGCAACAGUGGACGCUGCAUUCCGGAGUACUGGACCUGCGACGGGGAUAACGACUGUGCGGACCACAGCGAUGAGACACAUGCCAACUGCACUAAUCAAGCCACGCGCCCCCCUGGCGGCUGCCAUACUGAUGAGUUCCAGUGUCGUAUGGACGGCCUGUGCAUCCCCAUGCGCUGGCGCUGUGACGGGGACACCGACUGCAUGGACCUGAGCGACGAGAAGAACUGCGAGGGCGUCACGCAGAUGUGCGACCCCAACGUCAAGUUCGGCUGCAAGGACUCCGCUCGGUGCAUCAGCAAGGCGUGGGUGUGUGACGGGGACAGCGACUGCGAGGACAACUCGGAUGAGGAGAACUGCGAGCCGCUGGGCUGCACGGCGGCGCACCACGUGGUGUGUGCCAACGACACCAUCUGCCUGCCGCAGGAGAAGCUCUGCGACGGACACAACGACUGCCCUGACGGCUCCGAUGAGAAGCUGUGUGACCUGUGUCUGCUGAGCGGGUGCAGCCACAACUGCAGCAUAGCGCCGGGCGAGGGCAUCCUGUGCCUGUGCCCCGUGGGCAUGGAGGUGGGCCCCGACAACAAGACAUGCCAGAUCCAGAGCUUCUGCGCCAAGCACCUCAAGUGCAGCCAGCGCUGCGUACAGGACAAGUUCGCAGUCAAGUGUGACUGCUACGAGGGCUGGGCCCUGGACGCCGACAAGGAGAGCUGCUACAGCUUAGACCCCUUCAAGCCCUUCAUCAUCUUCUCCAACCGGCAUGAGAUCCGGCGUAUCGACCUGCAUAAGGGCGAGUUCAGCGUGCUGGUUCCGGGCCUGAGGAACACCAUAGCGCUGGACUUUGACUACAAGGAGAGCCAGCUCUACUGGACCGACGUGGUGGAGGACAAGAUAUACAGAGGAACGCUCUCCGAGAAUGGAGCACUGACCAGUUUCGAGGUGGUGAUCCAGUAUGGCCUGGCCACUCCCGAGGGCCUGGCUGUGGACUGGAUCGCUGGCAACAUCUACUGGGUGGAGAGCAACCUGGACCAGAUCGAGGUGGCCAAGCUGGACGGCACCAUGAGGACCACGCUGCUCGCCGGGGAGGUGGAGCACCCUCGCGCCAUCGCACUCGACCCCAGAGAAGGUAUCCUCUUCUGGACGGACUGGGAUGCUAGCUCCCCGCGUAUCGAGGCAGCCUCCAUGAGCGGAGAAGGCCGCCAGACCAUCCACAGGGAGACAGGAAACGGAGGCUGGCCCAAUGGCCUCACGGUCGACUAUCUGGAGCGCCGCAUCCUGUGGAUCGAUGCAAGGUCUGAUGCCAUCUACUCCGCCGCCUACGAUGGUUCCGGACUGAUCGAGGUCCUCCGGGGACACGAGUACCUGUCGCACCCGUUCGCCGUCACCAUGUAUGGGGGAGAGGUUUACUGGACGGACUGGCGCACCAACACGCUGGCCAAGGCUAACAAGUGGACGGGCCACGAUGUGACCGUGGUGCAGCGCACCAACACACAGCCCUUUGACCUGCAGGUGUACCACCCCUCCAGGCAGCCACAGGCUCCAAACCCCUGUGCUGAUAAUGGUGGACGAGGGCCCUGUUCUCACCUGUGCCUCAUCAACUACAACCAGACCUUCUCCUGCGCCUGCCCUCACCUCAUGAAGCUGCAGGAGGACAAACACACCUGCUUCGAGUCGCGGCAGUUCCUGUUGUAUGCGAGGCAGAUUGAGAUCCGAGGGGUGGAUCUGGACAACCCCUAUUACAACUACAUCAUCUCCUUCACCGUGCCUGACAUUGACAAUGUGACCGUGGUGGACUAUGACGCCCUGGAGAAGAGGAUCUACUGGUCAGACGUGCGCACACAGACCAUCAAGAGGGCCUUCAUCAACGGCACUGGGGUGGAGACAGUGGUGUCAGCCGACCUGCCCAAUGCCCAGGGCCUGGCGGUGGACUGGGUGUCCAGGAACCUGUUCUGGACCAGCUACGACGCCAACAAGAAGCAGAUCAACGUGGCUCGCCUGGACGGCUCCUUCAAGAACGCAGUCAUCCAGGGCCUGGACAAGCCCCACUGUCUUGUGCUGCACCCUAUACUAGGCAAGCUGUACUGGACGGAUGGCAACACCAUCAACAUGGCCAACAUGGAUGGCACCAACAAGACGGUCAUGUUCUCCGAUGAGAAGGCGCCUGUUGGUUUGUCCAUUGACUUUGAUGAGGAGCGUCUGUACUGGGUGAGUUCUGGUAACAGCACCAUCAAGCGCUGCAAGCUGGAUGGCUCAGAGCUGGAGGUGCUGGAGGCAGCCAGGGGAAAACUCACCAAGGCCACCGCACUGGCCAUCAUGGGUACUAAACUCUGGUGGGCGGACCACGGCUCGGACCAGGUGGGCACAUGUGACAAGAGUGACGGUGGCAGCUGGAAGGUCCUGAGGAACAACACCUCACCCAUGAUGCACAUGAAGAUCUACAAUGAGACCGUGCAAGAGGGUGGUGUGAACCUGUGCAGCCAUAACAACGGAGGAUGCUCUCAGCUCUGCCUCCCCACCUCCAAGACCACCCGCUCCUGCAUGUGCACCGCUGGCUACAGCCUGAAGAGCGGACAGCAGUCCUGCGAAGGCAUGGGUUCCUUCUUGUUGUACUCGGUACAUGAGGGCAUCCGUGGCAUCCCGCUGGACCCCUCGGACAAGUCUGAUGCCCUGGUACCCGUGGCUGGCACCUCCCUGGCGGUGGGCAUCGACUUCCACGCUGAGAACGACACCAUCUACUGGGUGGACAUGGGCAUGAGCACCAUCAGCAGGGCCAAGAGAGACCAGACCUGGAGGGAGGAGGUGGUGACCAACGGCAUAGGGCGCGUAGAGGGCAUCACCGUGGACUGGAUCGCAGGCAACAUCUACUGGACGGACCAGGGCUUUGACGUGAUCGAGGUGGCGCGUCUCAACGGCUCCUUCCGCUAUGUGGUGAUCUCCCAGGGCCUGGAUAAGCCGCGCGCCAUCGCUGUGCACCCCGCCAGAGGGUAUCUGUUCUGGACAGAGUGGGGUCAGUACCCCCGUAUCGAGCGCUCGCGUCUGGACGGCUCAGAGAGGGUGGUCCUGGUCAACGUUAGCAUCAGCUGGCCCAAUGGGAUCUCCAUAGACUACCCGGACGGCAAGCUGUACUGGUGUGACGCCCGCACAGACAAGAUUGAGCGCAUCGACCUGGAGACGGGAGACAACCGAGAGCUGGUCCUCAGCACCAACAACAUGGACAUGUUUGCCGUGUCCGUCUUCGAGGAGUACAUCUACUGGAGUGACAGGACCCAUGCCAAUGGCUCCAUCAAGAGGGGCCAUAAGGACAACGCCACAGAGUCCAUGUACCUGAGGACUGGCAUCGGAGUCCAGCUCAAGGACAUCAAAGUCUUUAACAGAGCCAGGCAACAAGGGACCAAUGUGUGCCGGGACAAUAAUGGCGGUUGCCAACAGCUUUGCCUUUUCCGUGGCAACGACAAGCGCACGUGCGCAUGCGCCCAUGGAAUGCUUGCCGAGGACGGACGCAGUUGCCGCGACUACGAAGGAUACCUUCUUUAUUCCGAACGAACUAUACUAAAGAGCAUACACCUAUCGGAUGAAACGAACCUCAACGCGCCUAUAAAACCGUUUGAGGACCCGGAGCAUAUGAAGAAUGUGAUCGCGUUGGCGUUCGACUACCGAGGGGGUUCCACGGGCCCUGGUGGCACGCGGAAGAACAACCGCAUUUUCUUCAGCGAUAUCCACUUUGGCAACAUUCAGCAGAUAGAUGACGACGGCACCAACCGCAAGACCAUCGUAGAGAAUGUGGGUUCAGUGGAGGGCUUGGCGUACCACCGUGCCUGGGACACGCUGUACUGGACCAGCUACACCACCUCCACCAUCACGCGGCACACGGUGGACCAGAACCGGUCCGGGGCCUACGAGAGGGACACCGUCGUCACCAUGUCCAGCGAUGACCACCCGCGCGCCUUCGUCCUGGACGAGUGCCAGAACCUGAUGUUCUGGACCAAUUGGAACGAGCAGUCUCCCAGUAUCAUGCGCUCGUCCCUGGGUGGAGCCAACGUGCUGGUGAUCAUUGGCACGGACAUCCGCACGCCAAACGGCCUGGCCAUCGACCACCGCGCCGAGAAGCUCUACUACAGCGACGCCACGCUGGACAAGAUCGAGCGCUGCGAAUACGACGGCAGCCACCGCAUUGUGGUACUGAAGAAUGAGCCGGUGCAUCCGUUUGGGUUGGCGGUGUAUGCGGACUACAUCUUCUGGACGGACUGGGUGAGGAGAGCAGUGCUGAGGGCCGACACGGAGGGCAGAGACCUGAAGCAGCUCAGAGCGGACAUCCCACAGCAGCCCAUGGGCAUCAUCGCAGUGGCCAACGACACUAACAGCUGUGAGUACUCCCCAUGCCACAACAACAAUGGAGGCUGCAUGGACCUGUGUCUGCUGACAUCGGACGGACGAGUCAACUGCAGCUGCAGAGGGGACCGCAAGCUGCUGUCGGACCACACCUGCGUUGCCCUGAACACGUCGUGCAGCAGUGUGGACAACUUUGAGUGCGGUAACGGAGACUGUAUCAACUACAGCCUGACCUGCGAUGGCCAGCCACACUGCAAGGACAAGUCAGAUGAGAAGCAAUCCUACUGUGCCAAUCGUGUGUGCAAGAAGGGAUACCGUCGCUGCACCAACGGGCGCUGCGUUGCCAUGCCACUCUGGUGCGAUGGCAACGACGACUGUGGAGACCACUCAGAUGAACUGCACUGCAAUGUGACCCUGUGUGCUACUGGUGAGUUCCAGUGUGCCUCCAACACGGGCUGCAUAGCCAACUCCACACGCUGCAACCAGGUGGUGGACUGUGAAGACGCCAGCGACGAGAUGAACUGCAGCCCCACGGACUGCUCCAGCUACUACCGGCGUGGUGUGAAGGGGGUGACCUUCCAGCGGUGUGAGAAGACCACCCUGUGCUACGCCUCCUCCUGGGUCUGUGACGGAUCCAACGACUGCGGAGACUGGUCUGAUGAGAAGAACUGCCCUGACAAGCGUAAGCUGAAGUGUCCGGUGAACUACUUUGCGUGUCCCAGCGGUCGCUGCAUCCCCAUGAGCUGGACCUGUGACAAGGAGAACGACUGUGAGAACGGAGCCGACGAAACACACUGUGAUAAGUUUUGCACAGCUACAGAGUUUGAGUGUGGUAACCAUCGCUGCAUCGAGAGCACCUGGGUGUGUGAUGGACAAGACGACUGCGGAGAUGGAUCAGACGAGGACAGCAAGUGCACGACCAAGACGUGCAGCCCGGAGACGUUCCAGUGCCCAGGCUCGUACCUGUGCGUGCCACAGCGCUGGAAGUGUGACGGAGACCGCGACUGCCCUAACGGGGAGGACGAGAGCGUCAAGGCUGGAUGCACCUACAACAACACGUGUGACGAGAAUGAGUUCAUGUGUCAGGACAGGCACUGCAUCCCCAAGCAGUUUGUGUGUGACCACGACCUGGACUGCCCUGACGGCUCCGAUGAGUCGCCCGAGUGCGAGUACUCCACUUGUGGUCCUGAUGAGUUCCGGUGUGCCAAUGGCCGGUGCCUGAAGCAGAAGAGCUGGGAGUGCGACGGGGAGUUCGACUGCCACGACAAGUCAGACGAGGCCCCCAAGAACCCACACUGCACUGAAACAGGCAAGAGCUGCAACGACACGGCGUUCAUGUGCAAGAACGGCGUGUGUGUGAACGAGACGCUGCUAUGUGACAACAGGGAUGACUGUGGCGACGGCUCAGACGAGCUCAACUGCAACGUCAACGAGUGCUUCACACACCUCAGUGGCUGCUCACAGCUCUGCGAGGACCUCAAGAUUGGAUUCAAGUGCCGCUGUCACCCCGGCUUCCGUCUGAAGGACGAUGGGAAGACGUGCGUGGACAUCGACGAGUGCACCACCAGCUACCCCUGCACCCAGCGCUGCGUCAACACCCACGGCAGCUUCCACUGCCUCUGCGUGGAGGGCUUCCAGCUCAGGCCAGACGACCCCACCAUCUGCAAGUCCACCUCAGAUGAGGAGCCCUUCCUGAUAUUUGCUAACCGCUACUACCUGCGCAAGCUCAACCUGGAUGGCACUAACUACACCCUGAUCAAGCAGGGUCUGAACAACGCCGUGGCUCUGGACUUCCAUAUCGCUGAGCAGAUGAUCUACUGGACCGACGUCACCACACAGGGCAGCAUGAUCAGACGCAUGCCCAUCAACGAUAGCGACAAUGUGCAGGUGCUCCACCGGACGUCCCUGAGUAACCCUGACGGUCUGGCGGUGGACUGGGUGGGAGGCAACCUGUACUGGUGUGACAAGGGCAGGGACACUAUCGAGGUGUCCAAGCUGAACGGAGCGUACCGCACGGUGCUGGUCAACAGCGGCCUGAGGGAGCCUCGCGCUCUGGCUGUGGAUGUACGCAACGGGUAUCUGUACUGGUCUGACUGGGGUGACAACCCUCAUAUUGGCCGCAUCGGUAUGGACGGCAGCAACCGCAGCGUGAUCGUACAGGACCGCAUCACCUGGCCCAACGGCCUGACGCUGGACUUCAUCAACGACCGCAUCUACUGGGCCGACGCCCGAGAGGACUACAUCGAGUUCGCCAGCCUGGACGGAACCAACCGGCACACAGUGCUGAGCCAGGACAUCCCCCACAUCUUUGCCAUGACCCUGUUUGAGGAGUACAUCUACUGGACGGACUGGGAGACCAAGUCCAUCAACCGCGCCCACAAGACCCAGGGCACCAACAAGAGCUUGCUCAUCAGUACCCUGCACCGGCCCAUGGACAUCCACAUCUACCACCCCUACAGGCAGCCGCCGGUGAGUGACCACCCGUGCCAGGUGGAGAACGGCGGCUGCAGUAACCUGUGUCUGCUGUCCCCCGGAGGCGGCUACAAGUGCGCCUGCCCCACCAACUUCUACCUGGCCGCAGACGGACGCCAGUGCAUGUCCAACUGCACCGCCAGCCAGUUUGUGUGCAAGAAUGACAAGUGCAUUCCCUUCUGGUGGAAGUGUGACACUGAGGAUGACUGUGGGGAUCGCUCCGAUGAGCCUGAGGACUGCGCUCCAUUCAAGUGUCGGCCAGGUCAGUUCCAGUGUGCCACGGGCAUCUGCACUAACCCCGCCUACAUCUGUGAUGGAGACAACGACUGCCAGGACAACUCAGACGAAGAAAAUUGUGACAUCCACGUGUGCCUGCCCAGCCAGUUCAAGUGUUCCCAGCCCAGCCGCUGCAUCCCCGGCAUCUUCCGCUGUAACGGCCAGAACAACUGUGCCAACGGGGAGGACGAGAAGGACUGCCCUGAGGUGACGUGCGCACCUAACCAGUUCCAGUGCGCCAUCACUAAGCGCUGCAUCCCGCGCGUCUGGAUGUGCGACCGCGACAACGAUUGUGUGGAUGGCUCUGACGAACCUCCAGAUUGCUCUCUGGUGCGGUGCGGCGUGGAUGAGUUCCGCUGUAAGGACUCUGGCCGCUGCAUCCCUGCGCGCUGGAAAUGCGACGGAGAGGACGACUGCAGCGAUGCCUCUGAUGAGCCCAAAGAGGAGUGUGAUGAGCGUACGUGUGAGCCCUACCAGUUCCGCUGUAAGAAUAACCGCUGUGUGCCCGGACGCUGGCAGUGUGACUAUGACAACGACUGCGGGGACAACUCAGACGAGGAGGGCUGUGUUCCUCGUAAGUGCUCGGAGAGUGAGUUUGCCUGCCAGAAUGGCCGUUGCAUCGCUGGCCGGUGGAAGUGUGAUGGAGACCACGACUGUGCUGAUGGAUCAGAUGAGGUUGGCUGUGAACCCAAAUGUGACAGCGACCAGUUCCAGUGCAAGAACGGCCACUGCAUCCCGCUCCGCUGGAGAUGCGACAUGGACGCAGACUGCAUGGACGGCAGUGAUGAGGAACACUGCAACAGCACCGUGGGGAGACAGUGCCCCCCAGAUGAGUUCCAGUGUAACAACACCCUGUGCAAGCCGCUGGCCUGGAAGUGUGAUGGAGAGGACGACUGUGGAGACAACUCUGAUGAAAACCCUGAGACCUGCAGAGACUUCCAGUGUCCUCCUACCCGAAGUUUCCGCUGCACAAACGACCGCGUGUGUUUGAGUCUGGUCAAACGUUGUGACGGGGUGGACAACUGUGGAGACAACUCUGAUGAGAUGCACUGUGCAGAUAAGAAGGCGUCAAAGUGCGACAAGAACAUGUUCCAGUGCAGCACGGGCAAGUGCAUCAGCAACAGCCUGCGCUGCAACUUCUUCAACGACUGUGAGGACUACGGCUCUGACGAGAUCAACUGCACCAAAGAGAAAGGCACGGUGGUGAAUGACUGCCAGAGCAAUAAGACUCUGUGUGGUGAUGGAGAUGAGGCUCACUGUGUCACCAACGGCACCGACUCCUUCUGCUCCUGCAAGCCCGGCUUCCGCACAGUGGCACCCAACAUCUGCAACGACUUUGAUGAGUGCUCAGUGUUUGGCACCUGCUCCCAGAUCUGCAACAACACCAAAGGCUCCUACAAGUGUAGCUGCCACAAGCACUUCACCAAGAUCAAUGACACCUGCAAGGUCAAUGGCACCUUCAACGCCCAGCGGCAGGUGCUGUACAUCGCGGACGACAACGAGAUCCGCAGCCUGGACCCGGGUGUGCCCAACUGGGUGUACGAGCAGGCCUUCCGCGGCAACGCCAACGUGCGCAUCGAGUCAAUGGACGUGAUGGUGAAGACCAACCGCAUCUUCUGGACCAACUGGCACACGGGCAGCAUCUCCUCCUACGAGCUGCCCUCGGCCACCGCCUCCUCAUCCUCCUCGUCGACGUCGGGCCCUCGUGAGGACCCCGUCAGCAAUUUGCAGAUCUUAAACCUGAAGAUGCCUCGCGGUCUGGCGGUGGACUGGGUGGCCGGCAAUCUGUACUGGACGGACUCGGGUCGAGAUGUGAUCGAGGUGGCCCAGAUAUCCGGCCAGCACCGCAAGACACUCAUCUCCGGCAUGAUCGACGAGCCCUACGCCAUAGCUGUGGAUCCACAGAGAGGGCGGAUGUACUGGACGGAUUGGGGCAACCACCCGAAGAUCGAGACGGCAGCUAUGGAUGGAACCAUGAGGCAGACCCUGGUCCACGACAACAUCCAGUGGCCCACAGGCCUGACUGUGGACUACUUCAAUGAGCGUCUGUACUGGGCCGACGCCAAGCUUUCCAUCAUCGGCACUGUGCGACUGGACGGAUCAGACCCCCACAUUGCCGUGUCUCAUGUCGCAAACAAUCUCCUGCACCCGUUCAGCAUUGACGUGUUUGAGGACCACAUCUAUGGUGUGACCUACAUCAAUAACCAAGUCUUCCGAGUGAACAAGUUUGGCCAUGGCUCUGUUGAGAACCUGACCACGGGGAUCAACCACGCCACAGACAUCGUCCUCUACCACCGCUACAAGCAGCCGGAGAUGACCAACCCAUGUGACAAGAAGAAGUGUGAGUGGCUGUGUCUGCUGAGCCCCACUGGGCCGGUCUGCAUCUGCCCCAAUAAUCACGUCCAAGACAACGGCACCUGUGUGGAGGUCCCUCCAACCACUCCACAGCCUGGUCCGGGCACGUGUACCCUGCAGUGUUUGAAUGGAGGCAGUUGCUUCCUGAAUCCCAACAGCCAGCCCAAGUGCCGCUGCCAAACCAGCUACAGAGGAGAGCGCUGCGAGAUCAACACAUGCAUCGGCUACUGCAAGAACGGAGGCACCUGUUCACCCUCGCCCUCAGGCGCCCCUACGUGCCGCUGCCUAAAGGGCUUCACUGGCUCCAACUGUAAUCUGCAGACGUGUGCGGACUACUGCCAGAACGGCGGCACCUGCACGGUCAGCACUGGCAACCAGCCCAUCUGCAGCUGCCCACAGGAGUACCAGGGAGACAUGUGCCAGUUCAGUCUGUGUGAGGGCUUCUGUGAAAACGGUGGCACUUGCCUUCAGCUGGCCAAUGGGACGCAGCAGUGCCGAUGCCCCUUCCGUUACCACGGGCAACGCUGCGAGCUGGACCAAUGCCAGUACUGCGGAGCAGGGGUGUGUGAUACUAGUAGUGCUGGAGAGAUCACCUGCAGGUGUCCCAAUGGGAGAUCUCUGCCCAGCUGUUACACCUGUUCUGAUUUCUGCCAGAAUGGCCAGUGCACUGUGAACCCACGCACAUCGCUGCCCCAGUGCAGGUGUCAGGACGGAUGGGGCGGCUUCCGCUGUAUAGAUGUGUCUCCUGUGGCAGGCACCGGCGGCCAGACCAACACUGCCUCCGUGGUCAUCCCUGUUCUCCUGCUGCUCCUGUUGGCUCUGCUGGUUGUGGGCGCCCUCUUGUGGUACAAAAAGAGAAUGCGAGGUGCUAAGGGCUUCCAGCACCAGCGGAUGACUAACGGGGCAAUGAAUGUAGAGAUUGGGAAUCCCGCUUACAAGAUCUACGAGGGGGAUCCUGACGACGACGCAGGAGAGCUACUGGACUCUGACUUCGCACUCGAUCCAGAUAAGCCCACCAACUUCACCAACCCGGUGUACGCCACGCUCUACAUGGGUGCCCACAACAGCCGCAACUCCCUGGCCAGCACGGACGAGAAGAAGGAGCUCCUCUCCACCACAGACGAUGACCUGGGGGACCCGCUAGCGUAGAGGCUAAUCCACCGCUAACAGCCGCACGCUAACGCUGCUCUCCAUCUCUCUCAAUGGAGAAAUAAACCUCCUGCCCUUCACUUCUCAAGAGCGGUGGAUAAACGGCCACCGUACCCCCCCUCCGUCCCCCUUUCCCCCGCCCCAAAUCCCACCUGCCCUCCCUACGAUACCCCCCUUUUAUUGCCUUUUCGAAACAAGAAGUAGAAGAAAAAACACAACAGCAGCAACCACAGUAUCGAUGAGAUGAACACUGUACAAAAUGUAUAAAACAGGAGGGAAAAAAAGAGAAAAAAGGCAAAAAAGAGAUGAAGGACUACUUUUGUAUGUGAUUGCAGUAUUAUAUUUUAUUCUUUGAGGAAAUUCUUCUGGUGAACAGAAAGAAAAACAGAACAUUUUCUAUACUUUUUUAUUUUUUACUUUUGUUUUUUGUUUUUGUUUUUGCUCACCAACUUGCUAUUCACUCUAACUUUCUGCCAAUUCCCAACUCAAUCCCCUUCAUCUAGCCACUACCUCCCUGCAGAUCUGAAACAUUGAACGUAUGUAUGGUACGUCAACAGCAUUGGAACAGCUUCCACAUCUUAUUUUCUUUUCAACUUUAUUUUUGUACGAAUUGUAUAGCCAUUGUUCCAUUGAAAAGAAAAGAUAAAGAAUAUUGCCAAGUGUUUUGUGAACAAAUGUUAGAGGGAUGGGGAAGAAGGGAUGGGAAAUGUGGGGGAGGGGGGAGGGAAGGGGCACAGAGUCUCUUAACAAACUGGCACAGAGUCAGUAGUAUUCCCUCUGACACAGUCAGUCGUUUUGCCUCUGACACUUGGAGUGCUGCUGGAUGUUUUAGAUGCAGAGUUACUAAAGAGUGUGUGUCGGAAAUAGUUGUGUGUGAAGUGUGUGUGUGUGUGUGCACACAUGUGCACGCAUGUGUGUGUGUGCGUGUGUGUGCGUGCGUGUGUGUGUGUGUGUGAGGGGACAGGGCUGGAGGGAUGAGUGAGAGGCAGUGAGACCACAUCUUUACUUCCAUAAUGAUAGCUCAGAGAUUUUGGUUUUAAGUGAUCGCUGUUUUUUUUUUUUCUUCCUCCUUGCACAGAUUUGAAUUUAUAUAUAUAAAAUAUAAGUAUAUAUAUUUACAUAUAUAUAAACCCAGUGUCUUGAAGAAAAUACACCUAGGGGAUUCAAACAUUCAUGAAAAAAAUAACAGUAUGUGUUUGAUUACAUUUUUUUGCUUUAAUACUCUUCAUAAAAGUUAUUACAGAGGUGAAGACGCUGUUGGUACCAGUCAGGACUUGAAUUGAGUAAGAGGAUGGAGAAGAAAGCCCAAUGGAUUGAAUGGAUACAUGAAUGAAAUGAACUUAUGAAUUGUGUUUGAUGAAUGAAGAUGACAACAUUCCUAAGGUGUUUGUUUGUUUUUUUUUAACUGUGGCCUUGGUUUGUUUUUUUGUUUUGUUUUUUUGGAAUGUCGAGUGAUUGAACCACAAUGGAUGGACUAGGACGUACCUGGUCAUGUUUGACUUUGAGGAAGUAUGUUUUUAUAUAGAUUGACAUAAGGAAGAAAAAGGAGAAAAUGAUUGUCAAGCUUUUCCCUCUCUCGGACACACACCGAGUGUGUUUGUGUUUGUAUGUGCGGUCAGGUUAUUCCUCCAUAUGGAACUAGGCCUACUGUUAUUGGCAAAUGCCCGCUGCAUUUGUUAGGUACACCUCACAGUGGUUUGGGAUGGUACUGAGAGAGGAAAAGCUGUCACAUAAAUAAAACUAAAAGCUGUGUUUAUUAUUGUUUUUGUUUAUUAUUUUCCUCAACCUAAGUACGAAGUGCGAAGUUAGGUGAUUGUCUGUCAGCCAGUGCUAGCUAGGAUGUGCUAUGUUAAACGCUAACGUAGCCCUACCCACGCAAAAUACAUCUCUCUCUCUCUCCCUCUCUCUCUCUCUCUCUCCCUCUCUCUCUCUCUCUCUCUCUCUCUCUCUCUCUCUCUCUCUCAUUCUCUCAUUCUCUAUCUCUCUAUCUCUCUCUCCCUCUCUCCGUCUCUUGCUCUCGAUCUCAUCUCUUGAUUAUCAUUCCCCCACUAGCACACAUAUUAACGCUAUUGCCUUGCUGCUGCUAACGCCACCAUUCGUCUGCCUGGUCCAUUGUCGAGCCCUGUCAACCAAUAGAUAGCCAGUCUUUACCACUGGGCUGCUGCUUCAAAUGGAUGUAAUGAUGAGGGCCAGCCAUAACAGCCAUAUGUUAAUGCAUGUAACAUACGAACCAAUACACACAAGAUGUACAUGUAAACCCCUCUGGCUUUUAAUGAACUCUCUUUUUUAUUUUUUUAACAGUAUUCACAUGUCUGAGUCUGUCCUUCUCAUUUCUGUGACGUUGCUCUGUUCAUUUUUUGUUUUGUUUUAAUUUUUUGUUUGUUUUUGAUCAAAUGAAUUAGUACAAUCAUUUUACUUUCUCAAAGGUUAAAAAUAAGACACUUUUACAAAAACUGA
Engraulis encrasicolus (European anchovy) is the source of this 16617-nucleotide messenger RNA. It is a transcript of the gene lrp1ab, whose product is annotated as low density lipoprotein receptor-related protein 1Ab. Gene Ontology annotation, cellular component: signaling receptor complex; plasma membrane. Gene Ontology annotation, molecular function: calcium ion binding; low-density lipoprotein particle receptor activity; protein binding. The transcript has 90 exons. The record is from RefSeq and is a predicted model, not a curated record. Lineage: Eukaryota; Metazoa; Chordata; Actinopteri; Clupeiformes; Engraulidae. The coding region runs from base 529 to 14160 and encodes 4543 amino acids.